This is a messenger RNA of Elephantulus edwardii (Cape elephant shrew), 1119 nucleotides long. RefSeq names its product lipoic acid synthetase (gene LIAS). The transcript has 11 exons. Gene Ontology annotation, cellular component: mitochondrion. NCBI's taxonomy places the organism in Eukaryota, Metazoa, Chordata, Mammalia, Macroscelidea, Macroscelididae. The coding region runs from base 1 to 1119 and encodes 372 amino acids. Gene Ontology annotation, biological process: lipoate biosynthetic process. Gene Ontology annotation, molecular function: 4 iron, 4 sulfur cluster binding; lipoate synthase activity. The record is from RefSeq and is a predicted model, not a curated record.
AUGUCUCUACUCUGCGGGGGCUCCGUCCGCACCCUGGGAUCCCCGGUAUUGGGAAGAUAUUUAUGCAGCCUGGUCAGAACAUUAAGUUCUUUGCCAGAUAAAAAGAAGGAAUUUUUACAAAAUGGCCCAGACCUUCAAGACUUUUUAUCUGGUGAACUUGCUGACAAGAGUACCUGGAAUGAAUACAAAGGAAACUUAAAACGACAGAAAGGAGAAAGGUUAAGUCUCCCUCCAUGGCUAAAGACUGAAAUUCCCAUAGGGAAAAAUUACAACAAGCUGAAAAACACGCUACGGAAUUUAAAUCUUCAUACAGUGUGUGAGGAAGCGCGAUGUCCGAACAUUGGGGAGUGCUGGGGAGGUGGAGAGUAUGCCACGGCCACAGCCACAAUUAUGCUGAUGGGUGACACAUGCACGAGAGGUUGCAGAUUUUGUUCCGUUAAGACUGCGAGACAGCCCCCUCCACUGGAUGCCAACGAGCCCUACAAUACGGCAAAGGCAAUCGCCGAGUGGGGUCUGGAUUAUGUUGUCUUGACGUCUGUGGACAGAGAUGAUAUGCCUGAUGGAGGAGCUGGGCAUUUUGCAAAGACUGUGUCCUACCUAAAGGAAAGGAACCCAAAAAUCCUUGUAGAAUGUCUCACCCCUGAUUUCCGAGGAGACCUCAAAGCAAUAGAGCAAGUCGCUCAGUCGGGAUUGGAUGUGUACGCACAUAAUGUAGAGACGGUCCCAGAACUACAGAGGAAAGUUCGUGAUCCCCGGGCCAAUUUCGACCAGUCUCUACGUGUCCUGAAGCAUGCCAAGGAGGUCCAGCCUGGUGUUAUUUCUAAAACAUCUAUAAUGCUGGGUUUAGGGGAGACUGAUGAGCAAGUAUAUGCAACAAUGAAAGCACUUCGUGAAGCAGAUGUGGACUGUUUGACUUUAGGACAAUAUAUGCAGCCAACAAAGCGCCACCUUAAGGUUGAAGAAUACAUUACUCCCGAAAAGUUCAAAUACUGGGGAAAAGUUGGAAAUGAACUUGGCUUCCAUUACACUGCAAGUGGUCCUCUGGUGCGUUCUUCAUAUAAAGCAGGUGAAUUUUUCCUGAAAAAUCUCGUGGCCAAAAGAAGAUCAAAGGCCCUCUAA